Morus notabilis is the source of this 1603-nucleotide messenger RNA. Its product is annotated as AP2/ERF and B3 domain-containing transcription factor At1g50680. The transcript is spliced from 3 exons. Bases 296 to 1339 code for a protein of 347 amino acids. The record is from RefSeq and is a predicted model, not a curated record. NCBI's taxonomy places the organism in Eukaryota, Viridiplantae, Streptophyta, Magnoliopsida, Rosales, Moraceae. Gene Ontology annotation, molecular function: DNA-binding transcription factor activity; DNA binding. Gene Ontology annotation, biological process: regulation of DNA-templated transcription.
CUCUCUAAAACCCACAAAAAAAUCCACUAAUCUAUUUUUUUUUAAUUAUUUGCGAUUUCGUUUUAGUUUUCUGCUUUGAAAGUGGGCCAACGCUUAAGCUCGGUGAUAAAUAUGGAAAGAAUUUCUUGUUUCCUAUUCUGGGCUGCUUUCCGAUUCUCUAAUGCCAUGACUAUCCUAAAGUCGUCAAAGAGGAAAUUCUUUCCUCAUGAAGCACAUUGCAUGUUAUUGUUUGGCGUUGGGAAGCAGCAACAUUUUUCUGCUUCUAUUUGCAGGAGAAUAAAAAUCCAGAGCCACCAUGGAAGAGGACAUGUCGAGGACUGUUUCGAACGGAGGCGGCAAUGCAACUCCGGAAGCCAUUGACUCCAACAGCUGCGCACACUUGCUUCCUCCCCCGAACAAGCCUGCGAGGCGCGGCGGCUUUAGGACUUCCCCGCUGAAAUUCAAAGGCCUUGUGCCUCAGCAGAAUGGGCACUGGGGCGCCCAAAUCUACGCCAACCACCAGCGGAUUUGGCUCGGCACAUUCAAGUCAGACAAGGAAGCAGCCAUGUCGUAUGACAGUGCAGCGAUCAGGCUUCGGAGUGCCGACUCCCACCGGAACUUCCCCUGGACUAGUGCUACUCUAGAAGAGCCAAAGUUCCAAGAGGCAUACACCACUGACGCUCUCCUUGGCAUGAUCAAGGACGGUUCAUACCCUUCGAAAUUCGUUGAAUAUCUCAUGGCGCGCUAUGAAAAUUUGGGAAGAGACAUUGGCCGUCUUGACUUGAGUAUGGUCCAGACCAAAGGGCUAGUGUUUAAGCAACUCUUCCAAAAGGAGCUCACGCCGAGCGAUGUAAGCAAGCUGAACAGGCUCGUCAUUCCGAAGAAAUACGCUGUCAAGUAUUUCCCACGCAUUGAGGAAGGUUCAGAUAACGACGUGGAGUUGGAGUUUCAUGACAGGACAAUGAGAUCGUGGAAGUUCCGGUACUGCUACUGGAGGAGCAGCCAGAGCUUCGUCUUCACAAGGGGCUGGAACCGAUUCGUGAAGGAGAAACAGCUGAGGGAAAACGACACCAUCACGUUCUACUUGUGCGAGUACUGUCAAGAAGGGGAGAGGGCGGUUCGCACGUUCACCGCCAUCGAUGUUUUCAAGGUUGAAAACAUCAAUGGUGGGUUGGUUGAGGAAAAUAAUGACAAGAAACAGAAUCUUGGGUUGCAUUUGGAUUUGAAUCUUGGGAUGCAUGAUCAUCACAAGGAUGGAAUAGAGGUUGAAGGAGAGAAAGAAGUAGCGGUGAAAGCAAAGCCAAUUAUUCCCAAGGCUGGGAAUUCAGGUUUUUGGCUAUUUGGUGUGCAUAUCAUAUGAUCAUAAAAGAUGGAAGAUAUAUAUAUAUAUAUAUAUGUAUGUAUAUAUAUAUCUUGCCUUAUAUGUAGUUAAGGUUUAUCGGCCAAGUUUAGUUAGACCCCUUUAAAAAGUUAAAAGUUUUAGCUUGAGCUUUUAGUAGGGGAGAGAAUUUAGCUUCUAUUAUUUAGUGAGUAGUUGAGAAUCCUCCGUAGGUUAAUUUAUCCAAUGCUGGGAUCUGAUCUUAUAAUGAGAUAUAAUUGUUUCCAAUAUUAGAGUAAUAUGCUA